Drosophila guanche is the source of this 10387-nucleotide messenger RNA. RefSeq names its product protein still life, isoform SIF type 1 (gene sif). Gene Ontology annotation, molecular function: guanyl-nucleotide exchange factor activity; protein binding. Gene Ontology annotation, cellular component: synapse; membrane. The transcript is spliced from 21 exons. Bases 752 to 8938 code for a protein of 2728 amino acids. Lineage: Eukaryota; Metazoa; Arthropoda; Insecta; Diptera; Drosophilidae. The record is from RefSeq and is a predicted model, not a curated record. Gene Ontology annotation, biological process: positive regulation of axonogenesis; small GTPase-mediated signal transduction; activation of GTPase activity.
UCUGUGAUUCAUUCUGGCCGCCCAACAAAACAACAACGAGCGGGAACACAGCGGCGACAACAACAACGGAGCGGUCGGUUCGGCCCUCAGCGGGGGGCCUGGCGGAGGAGGCGGAAUCGGAAGCGGGGGAGGAGGAGGAGGACAAGGACAGGGACAGGGACACGGAGGAGGCAUCGUCAGAGUCGGAGUUAGCGGUGGAGUCGGAACAGGAAACGGAAACGGAGGAGGCGGAAGUGGAAGUGCAAGUGGCAGUGCUGGCGGCGCUGAUAGCGACGGCGAUCCCAAGAAGACCUUCUCGCUGCACUGCUGUUGCGUGAUCGUCGACAUCACACCCGUCACGCACCCAGGACGCCUGACAUCCGCAACAACGGCCUCGGGAAGGGAUGCGGGUGGAGCCGCCGCGGGACAGCAGCAAAGCACCGGCGGCGGCGGCUUGGGGCUGGGUCUCGGCGAGAAUGUCUCGCAGCUGGCCAGCCAGCUGUUCCGCUUCGGCAGCAAAAAGCGCGGUGUCUGCAUCUGCAAUGCCCAGUGCCGGCUGCAAUCGCUUGGCGAGGGAUCCUUGGGGCCGACCAUCAAAACCCAUCACGGAUCCCUGGAUCGACUGCUCCAGCAAUCGGAAAAGACGACAGCGGGGGGAGCAGCAGCUCCCGUCACCGCUGAGCGUUCGAUAAGUUGGGUCGUGGAUGGCGGUGCGGCUGGGGCCGGGGCCCUGCUCAACGCCUCCUCCGACGAGAGCGAUGAGAAGAAGAAGAUGGAGGAGGCGGUGGCCCCACCACCGCCCAGGCCUCCCUCACGCUCCCAGAAGCCCACGGCCAAGGAGGAGUUCGAUCGGGGCGUGGAGGUGGAGAAAUUCUAUCACCAGAUCAACGGCGACAUCUUCGAGAUAACGCGACGAGUGCGUGCCCGCGACGAGGAGACCAUGGAGCAGAAGUGCAUCCGUCGCAAGGGUUCGGUGCGCCUCACCGAACCUCCCUCCGGUCACAGUCACGUGCGGAUGGAACAGCAGAAGCCGCAGCUGCCACCGCGUCGCCAGAAGAGUGCGGAAGAAGUGGCCACCAUGCCAAAGAGCGCUCUGCGGCAGGCACCCGAGCAGCUCGAGUGGUUCGACCGCAAGGCCCAGCAGCGUCACUCUGCACGCUCCGCAGAAGGGGGACAGGUGCGGGAGGAGACCAUGGAGUGGCUGAAGCUGCAGAAGACGGCAUCACCAGCGGCUGCAGCACCUGCACGCACUUCCUCGGGUCCCAGUGAGAUCACCGUCCUGAAGGACGAGCUGCCAGACUGGCUGCUGGAUCACCUGCCCAGGAAGCGAGAGCGCCUGCCGUCGGACGCGGCCAAGGGCGGGCAGAGCUCCUCCUCCGCCUAUGCCAAGGCUCUGUCCGAGCUGCUGAAGAAGCCUCUGUCCCGCCAAAGCUCCGGACCGUGCGAGUUCUCGCUGCUGAAGACGGACAUUGUGGAGUGGCUGACGAAGAUGCAGGCCAGUGGUGCAGCCAAGCCACGGCGCUCCCAUCAUCGUCGCAACGGGAGUGGGGGAGACGCCCCAAGGUCCAAUUCCCAGGAGGAGGCCAUGGCACCCGCAAGCUCCCAUCGCAAGCGGCACUCCCUGGGCCACAGUGGAGCGGUCAGCGAGGAGGAGGCGGCACACCAAAAGCACUCGCAGCCGCCCGAUUGGAUAGCUUAUCCCCUGCACAAGUUGCAGUCUCUCGGCAAGCAGCCGCCACCGCCGCUUCCGGCCCCAAAUGUGCCCAGCGGCUAUGCCGUGCCCAGUGCCCUGGCCCUCGCCCACACGCCCCUCUGCCAGCGAAGAGAGGAACGGUCCAGGGAGCGCCGGCUGCGACACUCCGCCAGCGAAGUGGUGGGCGGUGGAGGAGGAGGAAGCGGCGGUCCUGGUCCAUCGACCGCCCAUCUGGAGCGGCUGUACGCGAAGCCACACAAGGAGCGGUAUCAGUAUGUGCCCAAGGCCAAGGAUCCCGCAGUCUCUGGCACUGGAUCGAAGAGGGAGCGAUCGCGUCGCCAUCAGACCCAGAGAUCGGCCACCGUGUCGGACAUGUCCGCCCAGCGAUCGGGCGGCCACAAGCGCAAGUCCUCCAGUGCCGAGCGGGCGCCACGCUCCCCCUCUCCCGGCCCCUGCACAGAUCCCGACUGUCCGCUGCUGCCCAUCUGCACGGAUCCACACUGCCGCUACCUGGAGUGCCAGACCCAGUCCCAGGCUCAGGCGCCGCCCAGCCGCUGCCUCACUUCGUCCGUCAGUUCGGUGAACCUUGCCCGCCACCAGCAGCUGGCCCAAGUCCAGCUGCAUACGGUGCCCGCCCAUCUGAUAGGAGCAGGAGGAAUGGGCUCCGAUGUACCCACAACGCCAUCGACGACGGCCACACCGCCGCCGCCGCCACCGCCACAGGUAGCAGCAGCAGCAGGAGGGGUCGAGCGGCGGCUGGUCAUCUGCCACGAGUGCCGCUCCUGCUGCGCCCCGCUGCUCAGCUGCCAGAAUCGCAAAUGCCUCAAUGCCGCCAAGUGCAACUCACUGCCUCGCUGUGCCGCCGACUUCAAUCGUCUGCGGACACAGCUCGCCCAGCCCCCGACCACACUGGACGACAUCGAACCGGCGCCUCCGAUCAUGAUGAUGGACCACAUCGAGGAUCUGGAGAUGCGGCCACUGCCAUCGCCGCCCUCGCAUCAUCACUACCGCAGCAACUCGCAGCCGAACACGCUCCAGCGCGGGGACUCUGCCAGUUCGGGGGCAGGCGGAGGAGGAAUACAUGGGGCAUCAUCAUCCAUGGGCAUGAGUCUGGGCUGGCUGGAGCCGACGACGAGUCUGGUGCAGCCGCUGCCCACGUCCUAUGUGCACCAUCACCAUGGAGCGACGAUCAAUGGGAAGCUGAUGAAGUCCGCCUCGGCGGCGUCGCUCAACUCACGUCGAAGGCGCCACAAGACGGUGCACUUUGGGGAGAAUCUGCUGCGGGAAGUGUGCCAGAAUCGGAAGCUCAUUAAAACGGAGCAAGUGCCAUCCGGUUCGGCACCGAUGAAGGCCAACAUCCAGAUGCUGUAUAACUUCGUGGAGGGUGUACUCAGUGCCUGGGUGGACGAUGAUGAGGAUCAGGUGCGCUCUGGUGCCGAAUCAGAGCCAGAGCAUGGCGGUGUGGUGGCCCUGCAGCCCAUACAUCGAUGCAAUCGCCUGCGCUAUCAGUGCAUACGUCGGGUGGUCGAGGAGGCAGCCGAUCUGCAGGGUACCCUGAAGCUGGGGAACUCACGGUACAGGCAUCGCCAUUGGCGCAGCACGGCCAAGCAGUGCAACGAAAUGUUCCUUCGCAAGAUUUCGGACGAUGAUCGAAUGAGCCUAACUACUGCCGUUUCGGAUGAAGAUGAUGGGGAAAGUGUCAUGGCGUCUCCAUAUAAAGCAAAGGCCACUGGCACCGCUGCAUCCUCCUUCAAUUGUACAGGAGCUGUACGAAAAGCUGGCUUCCUAUCGGUGAAGAAAUGGUUACUACGCAAGAAGCAUCAGAUCGAAUUGGCACGAAAGCGGGGCUGGAAGGGAUAUUGGGUGUGCCUGAAGGGCACCACCCUGCUCUUCUACCCAUGCGACUCCCGUGAGGGGCGGAGCGUGGAGGCGGCGCCCAAGCAUUUAAUUAUUGUGGAUGGUGCAAUUAUGCAACCGAUACCCGAGCAUCCCAAGCGUGACUACAUCUUCUGUCUGAGCACGGCAUUCGGAGAUGCCUAUCUCUUCCAGGCGCCCUGUCAGGUGGAGCUCGAGAACUGGGUGAAUAGCAUACAUAGCGCCUGUGCCGCCGCCUUUGCACGUCAUCGCGGCAAAACGGGAACCCUACAUCUCCUCCAGGAGGAGAUCUUUCGUCUGGAGAAGGCCAUUGAAUCGGAUCACAAGCUGAAGCACAUGGCCGAGUUGCAGCAAUCAGUAGUCACCGAUCAGGAGACACGUCAUCAGAUUCAGGGCCAGAUACUGCAGUGGGAGGAGAAUCUCGAGCGACUGCACUGCGAACAGUUCCGAUUGCGCUGCUACAUGGCCUCGCUGCAGAGCGGAGAGUUGCCCAAUCCAAAGUCGCUGCUCACUCACGUGUCUAGACCAACAAAGAACACGCUGAACAAACUGGGUGUGUUUACGGUCUCCUCGUUCCACGCCUUCAUCUGUGCCCGUUCCCCGUCGCUGCUCAAUAAUCUGCUGGCUGGACGUGGUGCCACCAAGCGGCGACCACCAAUGCUGUCGCGAUCGAAUAGCGGCUCCAGUCGUCGCUCCAUGCAGAUGAAUUCACGUGACGAACCGGAAAAAACUUUCAAAGUUGCAAUGCCCGACAAUGCUUACUCGACAGUUUAUCUACGUGAUGCGAUGUCUGUUGAGGAAUUCCUCGCCAGCGCGUGCGCCCGUCGCAACCUCAAUCCCAUGGAGCACUUUGUGCGCGUCAAGAAGCGACGUGACAUGGAGGAUCACAAUUACUUUGUGCCGCAUCGCAACGAUCUGAUUGAAAAUUAUCUACAUAAUCAUGAGUUCGUCGAGGUCUGCAUGAAAAUUUUGUACCAGGUGGAGCUGCAGCGCACUACCCUCGAACAGAUGUGGGGCUUCUCCGUGGAGGCGGAAUUGAUUGAGAAUGCGGAGCGGCAGGACGAGCUCUGCUGCUAUGUGAGUCGCGUGGAGGACAAGAGUGUGGCCAUGCACAAUGGCAUUAUCAAAGGAGACGAAAUAAUGGUCAUCAAUGGGGCAAUUGUGUCCGAUCUAGAUAUGAUGUACUUGGAGAGCGUCCUGCAGGAGGAACAAUCGCUCAGCAUGAUGAUGCGGUCUUCCCGCACAGAGCCACCAGAUCUCGUGGGGAUCAUGCGUGUGACGGACGAUAUGAUUGAUUCGCUGGUGUGUCCACCGCCGCCGACAGAUCCGCCCGUGAUGAGCGAGGAGAUGAUAACUGGACUGAUUGUUCCGGCGCCCGGUUGGAAUGGCAAUGGCAAGGAUCUGUAUUCGCCGGAGGCGGAGAGCUCGCCGGCGCCCUCCUUCGUGGACCCACAAAUGGUGGCCGCCCAAAUGGCGGCGGGUGGCGGUGUUGUCGUUGGCGGACUGGGCGUGGCCAAGCCCACGUCGCGUACGAGCAGCUUUGAGAUUGAGAAUCUGCUGAAGACCGCAGAGCAAGUUACCGGAUUUUGUCGUUCACCCCAGGAAACACGCAAAUCGAGCCCCACAGGCUCUGUCACCUCAUCGGUGUCGACAACGGCAUUGACCCCAUCACGGCAGCUAACCGAUGCGGAGAAGCUACGCAAAGUCGUCAUGGAACUGGUGGACACGGAGCGCACCUAUGUGAAGCACUUGAACAAUCUGCUGGAGCACUAUCUGGAGCCCAUGAAGCGGGAGACAUUCCUCUCGAAUGCCGAGAUCAAUGCGCUGUUUGGCAACAUCCACGAGAUCGUCACAUUCCAGCGACAGUUUCUACAGAAUCUCGAGGAGUCACUGGAUCUAGAACCAGAGUUUAAUAAGUUCGAGCACUGCGGACAGUUCAGGAAUGUACUCUUUGCGAUUGGUUCAGCCUUUCUGUACUAUGUGAAUCACUUUAAGCUGUAUUCAUCGUUCUGUGCGAGUCACAGCAAGGCGCAGAAGGUCCUGCAUCCGAAUGAAGGCAAUCAUGCCCUGCAGGAGUUCCUGGCGGCACGCAAUCCCAAGCAGCAGCACAGCAGCACCCUGGAGUCGUAUCUGAUCAAGCCCAUUCAGCGCAUUCUCAAGUAUCCGCUGCUGCUCCAGCAGAUGCGCAAUCUAACCGAUACCCGGGCUGACGAGCAUGUACAUCUGUGUGAGGCCCUUAAGGGCAUGGAGAAGGUUGCCGAGCACAUCAAUGAGAUGCAGCGCAUCCACGAGGAAUACGGCGCCAUAUUUGAUCACUUGUUCAGGCAGCAUCAAAAGUCCUGCAAGCAGCCCAUUGAUUUGAGUCCAGGCGACCUGCUGUAUUAUGGCGGUGUCGAGUGGCUCAAUAUCUCCGAUUUUCUGGGCAAGAUUAAGAAGGGACUUGAGUUGCAUGCCAUGUGCUUUGUGUUCAAGUCGGCGGUUGUGUUCCUCUGUAAGGAGCGCUUGCGACAAAAGAAGAAAUUGAUGGGCGUCUCGAGCAAGAAUGCCACCAAUGAGGUUGAGAUUAUACGCUAUCAAGUGCUCAUACCCGUCACCGAGGUACAGGUGCGUGCCAGCUCGGCCAAGGACAUGGACUCGCACUUCCUGUGGGAGCUCAUCCAUCUGCGUUCGCAGCUGCAGCGACGCUCCGAGAAGGUUUACGUGCUGUCCAACAGCACCGCGGACUUCCGGAAUGCGUUCCUCAAGACCAUACGCCAGAUCAUACGCGAGAGCGUGCGGAACAUGUCAAUUCCCAUGAAGAACUUUGGCGGCAGCUCCGGCUCCGUUUCAGGCCACUCAUCGCAGGGAAUGAGCGGACACGGACACGGACACGGCUAUGCGGGCAACUCCCAGACCUUGGAACGACCCAAGCAGCAGAUAACCAUCGUUCAUGGCUCUCACACGCUGGGUAAACCAAAGAAAAAAUCGGGUUCGCAGCGGCACUCGGCGGGCAAUAUCGACUAUGACAAUCUGUCGGGCAGCCAGGAGGCAGACGAUCUGCCUCCGAGCGUACACUUUGGCCCUGGCCACAGCCACAGCCAGCCGAUGCAGCCGAGUGGCUUCCGCAGCCGCAGCAAGACGGUGGGCGAUGUGACAGAAAUCGCUUACUCCUCCAUAGAACCCCAGCAACAGCAGCAGCAGCAACAGCAACAACAGCAGCAGACUCAUCAGCAUCCACAUCCCCACCCACAUCCACAUCCAAGGGAGCCACCACCGCCGCCAAUCAGGCAGCCGCACUUGCAUCAUCAUAGCAGCGACAUUGAGCGGAUUGAUCCGGGAACAAAGUCAGAGGGGGAGGAGGACUCACAGCAGGGCACAAUCAGGCCCAAGGCCACACUGGGCCGCACGCCCAAUCACCUGACGCUGAGCACCACAUCGACACUCUCGGUGGGCAGCACUGGGAGCCAGGCGCGCCUGAUACAAUCAUCGCAUCCGCCGGCCAGCUACCAGCCGGUGCUGAUGAAGGACCUAGGUAAGCCCAGCGACGAGUCGGAGACGGACUCGAGAUCUGAGUCCGAGGUGCAUGCCGCCCAGGUGGCGGCCUCCUUUAAUAUAAGUCUAGGCAGUAGUGGUAGCUUAUUCGCCAGUUCCGACCCCAAUCAGCCUCAGACCCAGACCCAGCAUCAGAUACAGAUACAGAACCAGACCUUGCACUUGUCCCCGCGUCAGUCGCCCCGUCAAUCGCCCCGACAGUCGCCCAAGCAGGAGAUCGAGGUGAUCGAGAUAUUUGAGAGCGAGGCGGAGCGUUUGGCCGCCUCGCAGCAGGUGGCGGUAGUCCAUCAGCACCAUGCAGUGGGCCAGGCCAGGGAGUCCUUGCAUAAGCAACGACGCGACCGUGACAGAGAACCGACCGAGACGGACGCCACAGCUCGCUUCAUGGACAAGCACCUGAGUGACCUGGAGCAGGAGAAUCUGGCAGAUGGCACCUGUGACAUUAUGGCCUACAUGGCCGGUCUGCGAGAGAAGGCCUUCGAUCCGCAGGAUCUAGGCGAAGAGGCGGCCGAUCAGCAGCAGAACGAUUCGAGUUUGUCGCCAGAGCCGCAGACCAUCGUUGAGAACACCCAGCAGACGGUGAUCGUGGACAUUGAGUCGCCCUCGCGGCCCGCCACAGAGUCGGACAGCACGGGCACCACCACAGGACCGUCGGAACGAUCCGGCGAUGAGACCGAGGAAGAGGCCACCACCAGUUCCGGCUUGGCCUCCCACAUCGUGGUGAUUGACAAGAAGGUGGACAAGAUAUUUAAGGCCAAGUCACCGGAGCGACCCGUCUCCUCAAAGCCGAAGAGCGGCAAGCGGCAGAGCAUCUACAUAUCGCCUGACCGAUGCAAGUCCCAGGGCAGCUCCCCGGUGCGCAUCAUCAAGAUCAAGUCUCCGCGCACGAGUCUCAGCGAUCAGGGCAAGCGGCUGAGUGUCUGCUCGUCCCGGGACAACUCUCAAGAUCGGAUUUCGGGCGGCCGACGCACUCCCAGUCCCCGCCGAUCCUCGGAGGGUGGUGGCAUUCUGAAGCACACCAGUCCGGCUCCUGGCAUACUGAAGCCCCCCUCCAGUCCGGCCAAGUCGAAGAGCCCCGAUCGCAGCUGCCUGAAAAAGGGCGGACCAUCGCAUGUGUGCAGCGUGGAAACGCUCUCGCCGCACAUCUCGCCCCGCAGCAGCCUGGAUCACCUCUCUCCGGACAGGGGCAGCACCUGUCUCCGGCACUCGCCUCGCAGCAGCUUCGACAGCCACGGCGGAUCCGAUCACAAUCUGGAUGUGCCCUACGGCGGGCGCAAGCGCAGCAUGUCCGCCCACGGCAGCUUCGAGACGGGCACCAAACCGCGCCCCCAGGAGACAUAUCAGUACUAUCCGGUCUACGACAACCAGACCUGCAGCGAUCACUAUGUGGCCGCAGCGCCCAGUGGUCGGUAUGCCAGUGGAGGCAAUGGAACCGGUGGAACCAGUGGCGGACGCAGUCGCCUAAGCAAAUCCCUGGAACGCUCCACAUCGCGUGACAGCACCACGACAAGCAGCUCUUAUGGCCAGCGGGCUUAUGGAGUCUCCCCGGAUCGAAAUUACGUAGUCUAUAGCUCGGGACCCCUGCGAUCCCAGUCGGCGGAGAACACGUUCUCACAGCCCAUCUACGAUCCAGUGCCCAGGCAGCCAAUGCCGGUGCACCAGCCACCGCACCAACACCAGCACCAGCCACAGCAGUACGUCAGCUAUGUGCCCGAGAUUGGUGGCUACGGACCUCCCUCCGGAUAUACUGGAGGCUGCACCCACGAUCCGCAGCAGCAGGCGGGUGGCUACCAGCUGAGCUCCUCGGCGCCCGAGUACACCACAUGCAUUGACUGUCUGUACCAGAAGAGACCCUCCUAGCAUAAGUCCCGCGUGCGGCAAAGUCGCACGCGGAAGAAAACGCCCCGAGGCAUGGUGGUGGUCAGUGCGCAGCCUACGGCCACGGGAGGGAUAGGAUUCGUGCCAGAGAUGGGUGGCGGCGAUUCCGGGGGAUGUGUCGACUGUCACGACUACUUCGAGAUACACGUCUAGGCACAGAACUGGUACUGGGCUGUCAAGGAGAGAGGACUGAGGAGGGAACGUAUCUACGUAGACUAGAAGAGUUAUUUGAAUCCACUCAGAAUGCAACCAAAGAUAACAGCAACAACAACCCGAAUGCCUCAACAAAUUAAUUUUAACCGAACUCAGCUCAGAUAUACGUAAACGCAAUGCAAAAAGCAACACCUAACAUAACCUAAACAUAACAAACAAAUAACCAAAAUACUCGUACUCGAACUUCAAACACAAGGGAUUGAAAUCAAAGACCUAACAGUAUACAGUAUAUACAAUCUACAAAUACCCCGGGAAGAAAGCAUAACCAUAAACCACAAUCGUAUAGAAAACUCAAAACAGUUUCACUCGUUACUCGCUACUCGUACUCGUUGUGUAAGUGUUUAGCAUGUAAGUCACCCUAGAUCCGCGCGUAGUUUUUGGCUCUUUAGAGUACCAUAGUUCAUACCGAAAACCAAAACUAAUCAGAAACCCAAGGAGAAUGGAGGCUGGAGGACGAUGCAGGUGAGGUGGUUGCAUAAUGUGUGUGCCACCGCCAUUUCUAGUUAAUUAUUUAAGCUUCAGUAUCCGAGCAUUUCACCAUGAUUUACACAGAAAAUGUGCGGAUGUUCCGUCAUGUGGCACACGAAGAAGGGGUGCAUAUUACGUACAUAUACGCCGCGUUGCACACACAAUACUCAAGUGCCGUAAUUGCGUAGGAAAACAACAACGGAACAAAGCUUAAUAAAACAAAACGCAAAAGAGCAGAGAAAAUAAAACUUAAACUAAAGUUGAAAUUCAUACUCGCACUCAAGUAAACUACCAAGAGACAUGCAUCCCCAACUUACUGGCAAACUAAAACUCAACUCAAGUUGAUAGAUACGUAGAUGGGGUGGGGGGGGGGGGGGACAAAAUUACAAAAAAAACAAGAAAAAAAAAACUAAAAGCAACCGCACACAAACACACAAAAAAGGGAAAAACAAAAACAGAAGAAAGUUGAAGGGAAGUCGCCAACAAACCAACUAUUAGUAGAGCCGAGAAAGAGAGAGCUGAAAGAACAAGGGAAAACUAUGUCACUGGCAACGUUGAUGUCUGAAGCAGUCGGGAGUGGAGCCUGCGAAUGAAAUCAAAAAAUUGUAAUUACCCAUCAAGCGAAAUGAAGGAAAACUGCAACUGAGCUGGCCCAAUGCGGGAUUUUGGCCAACAUUCUAUAGGGUUAACAGAAUAAAUACCUAACAAAACGUAUACCUAAAGUGGGGAAUAUUUACACGGAAAACAAAA